This is a messenger RNA of Zophobas morio, 2973 nucleotides long. Its product is annotated as spondin-1-like. Gene Ontology annotation, cellular component: extracellular matrix. Gene Ontology annotation, molecular function: serine-type endopeptidase inhibitor activity. NCBI's taxonomy places the organism in Eukaryota, Metazoa, Arthropoda, Insecta, Coleoptera, Tenebrionidae. The transcript is spliced from 12 exons. The record is from RefSeq and is a predicted model, not a curated record. Gene Ontology annotation, biological process: cell adhesion.
AGCAAGUUAACGACUUGAACAAAAACACGCGCCACACACGCGGCAGUGACAUGUUUCUUAAACGAUCGCUCGUCGAAUUUGAUCGAGAAAUGCUGCAAAUAUUCUGGAUCUCCUGGUUAGUAUUCACCGCUGGGGCAAACGGCACUGCUCUCAAAUGUAGCAGGACCUUGGAAGGAGUCUCCCCGAAACCGAAUCCUGGUCACUUCCAAAUUGAAAUCUCCGGAAACCCCGCCACUUACGUUCCGGGAGAACAAUACACCGUAUUCUUGCGAAACAUUCAGCAACCCGUCGAGGAAAAGUUCGUCGAAUUCAUCCUCACGUUCGAGAGCCAGAAGAAGUCCUCACCACCGCCCUCCAUCCAGCUGUACGGCGACUCUUCAACCAAGUUCAGCCAGGAAUGCCCCAAUGCAGUCACUUCAGCCGACUCCCAGCCCAAAUCCGAGAUCCAGGUCUUGUGGCUGGCUCCCGCCAGCGGGAACGGAUGCGUGUCCUUCAAGGGAGCCGUGGUGGUGACCGAUGGGCUCUGGUACGGGGAGGACGGGCCGCUGACCAAGGUCCUUUGCGAGGACUCUCAGGAUACCGACGACAUCCAGCCCAAUAUUCUCAAGCAUUGUUGUGCAUGCGACGAAGCGAAAUACGAAGUCACCUUCGAGGGCCUCUGGUCCCGCAACACCCACCCGAAGGACUUCCCCGCCAACGGAUGACUAACCCGCUUUAGCGACAUCAUCGGGGCUUCGCACACUGUAAAUUACACUUUUUGGAAAUACGGCGACAUCGCCAGUGAAGGACUCCGUCAACUGGCGGAGAACGGAAACACGAGAAUGCUCGAAAGCGAACUGAAAGCAAAGAGCGAUCACAUAAGGACCAUCAUUAAAGCGAGAGGCAUCAGCUAUCCCAAUAUCACCGGAAAAACCUUCGCUGUGUUCCGGGUGGACAAUCGCCACCAUCUGAUGUCCAUUGUCUCGAUGAUCGAUCCCUCGCCUGACUGGAUUGUGGGGGUUUCGAGUCUAGAACUGUGCCUCAGGAACUGCUCCUGGGUGGAAUCGAAGGUGCUUAAUUUGUACCCGUGGGAUGCCGGGACUGACGAUGGAAUCACCUACAUCUCCCCUAAUCAGCCAUCUUCGCCUCGCCAACCCAUAAAACGCAUCAAGUCGAACAACCCCAACGACCCUCGUUCCCCAUUUUACGACAAAAGUGGUGCCGAAAUGAAACCCUUAGCCAGACUCUACUUGUCCAGACAACGUCUGUACGAGAAAAUCUGCGACCCCUCUAGUGGAGAUGAAAACUACGACGAGAACGACUCCUGCGAAACCGAGCCAUGGUCGGACUGGUCCCCGUGCUCGGCCACGUGUGGCAGGGGUGUCAAGUACAAGCAGAGGAGGUACAAGAACGAAGAGAGCAAGUAUAUUUGUCAUAAGAGACUGACGGAGAGAGCGGGCUGCGAAGCUGUGCAGAAGUAUUGUCCUCAUCUGCCUGCCAGGGAGGUGGAGGACCCCAUGUGUGUGCUGGGGGUGUGGAGCGAGUGGUCGAGUUGCAGUGUUACGUGUGGAAGAGGAACGAAGACGAGGGAUAGGAAGUACAAGAACAGGUUGGCGGCGAAGAGUUGUUCUGCGCCAAAGGUUAAUCCGCCGAAGCUACAGGAGAACUUGGAGUGUUUUGGGGAAGGUAAAUGCGAUGAUUUAGAAGUUGAUGAACUGCUGAAAAACUGCCCGGAAAAGCCCUGGACUGAGUGGUCGCCCUGUUCCGUAACUUGUGGAAAGGGUUUCAAAGUGCGGUACAGGCUUUCACUGCAGUCCCAGAACUGGCCGUUUAUUCCCAAUGCUGAAACAAAUUACGAUGAAACCGAGGAAUUCGACGAGGAUGACCCUUGCAGCCACCAAAAACUCAAAGAGACGGUCGAGUGUUUCCAGAAAGUGUGUAUCGAGGAAGAGGGUCAGGUUCCCGAAAAAGGCUACGUCUGCAGCCUCCCCAAGGACGUCGGCUCCUGCAAAAGCAACAUCGACCGCUGGUUCUUCGACAACAUUAAGGGAAACUGCGAGAUAUUCAGCUACAGCGGUUGCGACGGCAAUUCGAACAAUUUCCGAACUCUCGAACAGUGUCAGAAAAUUUGCGCCGACUACCAGAAGGAAUUAAUCGCGAACCUUACGGCUCAUAAACGACAGCUCGACGUAACGAUUUCUGGCGUCCUCUCCUACAACAUCCAAAACGACGCUAUCAAUGUUUCAGCGCCCUCGUAUCGACCUUACAGCCAGAUACAGCUGCAAACGCCGAACGUCACUGACUGCGAGCUCACCAAGUGGUCUAGCUGGAGCCACUGUAGUGCGAUGGGGCGGUGUGGGAGUGGAUAUAAGUCUAAAUAUAGAGAAAUUAAGGUGCUUCCAAGCAACGGGGGAAAACCGUGCUCCAAAAAGUUGACGAAAAGGAAAAAGUGCCACAUUCCUUGUACGAACGAAGUGGGGAAAAUCCAGUAUAGCUUGCACACUUUUGAUAAUAUAAGAGUUGAUUGUGUCAUGUCGGCUUGGUCAAACUGGACCAAGUGCGACGGGAAAUGUACUAAAGGGCUAUAUCAAGAAAGGUACAGACAUGUGGUGGUCCAUCCGACACCCAAUGGAACGCCGUGUCCGAGCAAAAUUGAGAAAAAACCAUGUUUGUGUCGUCAGUAACUUUUUUAACUCAUAUCGACUAAUCUGAUGUAUGAAAGCAACGAAGCGAGUAUUCUACAUAGGAGUAUCUAAAAAUAGUAGCAUAUGUAGCUCACUUUCGUAACACUUAUUUAUUUACGAAAAUUGAAUUUGUGACAAUAAGUCUAACUUGUGAGGCUGUUUGUGGUUUUCUAUCGUAAUCUACACACAUACCUAUCUGUAGAUUGGAGAGUUAACGUUACUUUUCUAAAUUUAACUAUUACUGUUGUAAGUCUAAGUUGUGUAUGAAUUAUUGGAAUUUAAUGUUCGUUUAAUAAAAUUUAAAUAAAUG